AUGUCCAAGGAUCACAGCUCAUUGCAUGGCAUUGCAUGGGAAGAAAGACAAAUCGGAUGUCAGCACAAUCAACACGUGCAGAGCACUCGAGCGCUGGCUGGAAAGCUUCACGGCCUUGGCGACACGAGGCGGCCUUGGGAGGCUGAAUGCCAAGAGAUGAGAGCCUUGGCCUUCCGCCUGAAGGGUCUUGGCGAGGAACAUCACCAGCCGCCAAUAACACCGUCUCAAUGA
Penicillium diatomitis is the source of this 231-nucleotide messenger RNA. RefSeq lists its product as uncharacterized. The record is from RefSeq and is a predicted model, not a curated record. NCBI's taxonomy places the organism in Eukaryota, Fungi, Ascomycota, Eurotiomycetes, Eurotiales, Aspergillaceae. The transcript has a single exon. Bases 1 to 231 code for a protein of 76 amino acids.